CCUGUCUGUCGUCAGUUAACACUGGGAAUGAUCAGAACAACAGCGGAUUACUGCUGGCUGCAUCCUCCACUGGGAUAUUGCUGUAUACAGUAUAGUUAAGAAGAAGAUUCGCAGGAAGGAUGAAUCGCUCGUGUGUAAACUGCCUGAAGACUAUGAUAGUCCAUCUGCACUUCUUGUGCUGGCUGUGCAGUGCCUUUGUCGUGGCCUUCGGGGAGUUCCAGAUGAUGCACUCCAGGUUCGCCUCUCUCGUCACCACCUUCUGGCCCAUCUACCCUGCCAACACUCUGGUGGUCACCGGUACCAUCGCCACCUGUGUGUGUUACCUGGGAGUGCUAGGAGGCAUGAGGGAGAACCGCUGCAUGCUCAUCAGUUUUUUUAUCCUGCUGUUUAUCCUGAUGCUGGUGGAGCUGGCCAUGGCCUGUGUGUUCCUGGUCUACAACAGAGAGAUUCACACUUACUUUGAGAGGGACCUGAUGCAAAGCUUGGAGAUCUACAGACAGUCCAGUCCAGAAGGAAACAAGACAAUUAAAGAGGACUUUGAUGCUGUCCAGCACCUGUUUAGUUGCUGCGGAGUUCAUGGUCCUGCCGACUGGAAGGGGAACAUCCCAAUCUCCUGUUGUGCUAAGGACCCCUGUAACGCUGUCAACCAGCCCAACUGGGAAGAGGGUUGUCUUGAGAAGCUGCAGGGCUGGUUUGCAGGAAACUACCUUAGCACGGGGGCAGGAGUUGUCACAAUGUUUAUUUUACAGUUUGUUUGCCUGUGUAUCACCAUCCCUUUCUUUUGCCACUUCAGUCGACAUGGACUGGGUUACCAGUGAAAAGGUGUAUCAAACAGUAACUGCAGUCUGGAGUGACUUUCAGAAGGACAACGGGACGCCUUUCCCCACAUCAACUCUUAAUAAUCUCUUCUCAAUGCCCAAGGUCUGUUGUCAUUUCUAGAAAAAAAAAGAAGAGGAAUUGCUGGAGAUUUUAGCUGAUAAUCGACUUAGCUGAUAAGAUGUGGCAUAAUUAUGUAAGACAUGCCCUAACCCUCAAAGACCCCGAGAUAUAUUCCACAAAUUAGACUCACACCCUUCCUAGAACGUUUUGAAUUAGACCAAAGCCCCUUUCAUGUGGGAUUUAUUUCUCAAGGGUAUGGGAAGUUAUUUUAGUAGAGAUAUAUCACUCAGCCCAGUUAUACUUAAAAUUAACUGAAAUCACCCCCUGCUUCAACCUCCUGCUGUUUAAAUCCUCUCUGAAGCAACAUUCCUGUAUUUCCAAAGUGAAUCUCUGGGAUUAUUCCUGCACUUUAGUAACACAACAUAUGGGCCUAUUUGUCAAUGUAAAAAUAUUCACUUUACACCAGUUGGCUGUAAUUGGUUGUAAUGUUAUUAGAGAUAGGUGUUGUUCUCUUUCAAACUACGCUGAAUUAUUAUAGUGUUGUAUAUACAGUAAAUGCCGACUGCUGCUGAGUUAAUUCAGCACUGAGGAAAACUUUAAAAUGUCAGCUUAUGAAACAUCUUACUUUAUUUUUAUCUUUUCUGUCUUUGUGUUCCAAUUGAAUGUUUUAUUACAGCUCAUAUCUUGUAGUUUGCAGUUUAUUCAUAUCCAACCAUGACAUUUAGAUCAGUUUUUGCACUUUAUAUUUGGACUGGUUUUGAUCAGGGAAUACAUUGAAACUUGUGAGUAAUCUUUUACUCUGUGUAAUAAGUCAUAAAUCACCUCACACAUUUCAGCUGUUUUCUGCUUGUGUUUUGCUUUUGUGUGUGCGCACCCUGGGUGGGUGUCGACACUAACCUGAAGCACACAUCAGUGGAACAUUCAAAAUCCUCUCAGUAUGAAAAAGAAAAAAACUUCUGGACUGUUUCUAAACUGUUUUGUGUGUGUGUGUGUGUCAGGCUGCAUCCCGCCAGGGAUGUCUGCUUCCAUCAAGGAGUGUCAUUGCUAUAGGAUGGGGGUGUCUGGUCUGGUCUAGGUGGGUGCUACAUGUCUAAGUAACAUCCACAUGAAUGAAUACCAGGUUCAAAGGUUUCCCAGGUUUCCCAGCAGAACACUGAAUUGUUACCAGAUGGUCCAUGUCAUUUACUUCAUCUGUCAAUGGUUUUAAUGUUGUGGCUGAUCUGUGUAUAUAAAGGGCUCCACAUGUGAUCUCAUCUGACUCAUGGUCCCCACUUUCUCCCUGACCAUUCCUAUGUAACAGAAAGUUUAAAUUGUGUCAGUUUUCUAUCCUCUUUGGUUGAUUCUGGUGGUUAUUAAACAAUCAGACACUUAUUUGUGAGGCAGAGACAAAUGAGCUGAGUUCAAAUGUGUCCUGAAUGUUGAACCAACGUGGCUACUCGUGUGUGCUGUGCUGUUCCUCAUAGAUUUUGUUUAGUGGGAAAGAUGCCAGAGGUUUUUUUUGUUCCGUGACAUCAUUUCAUUUCAGAAUCAGAUCUCCCACAGGGUGUUGUUUUGUUUGAGUGGCAGAGCUCAGUAUUUGUAAAGAGGGACAGAGGAGGAGUGAGUAGUGGCACAGACAGGUUAGUGACAAACUGAAUGAGAGUUGGAUGGAGGGCGUGGUAGGUGAUGUUCCAGGAGCCAGAGUAACAGAAACGGCUGUAAAACCCUCUGUAAUUUAUUCCAUUUCUAGCAGACACUGAGUAGUACAACAGUUAUCACAUGAAAUGCUGUGAAAUAAAAAUAUGACUUGGACACA
Mugil cephalus (flathead mullet) is the source of this 2674-nucleotide messenger RNA. RefSeq names its product leukocyte surface antigen CD53-like. Gene Ontology annotation, cellular component: membrane. NCBI's taxonomy places the organism in Eukaryota, Metazoa, Chordata, Actinopteri, Mugiliformes, Mugilidae. The record is from RefSeq and is a predicted model, not a curated record. The transcript has 8 exons. Bases 120 to 818 code for a protein of 232 amino acids.